CAGCCGGGGCCGCAGGAGCGCGCUGCUCGCGCCCGGGGCGGGGGGGCGGGGGUGCCGAGCCGGCGGCGGGCGCGGCCUGCAGCCUGGGCUGGGGGGAGCUGACCUGAUUCCCGGGCACCCUCGCUCCCUCCUCCUCCCCCCUCCGCCUCCUCUCCCUGCCGACGUCCUCGCUCCCCGCACCCCACCCCCUCCCCUGCAUCUCUCUCCCCCAUCCCCCCAUCCCCCCCGAUCGGCGGCUGCGAGGAAACAAAGAGCGCGCGGGGGGCUCUCCAGGCGUGCGCUCCGGGUAGCCCCCCCACCCCACCGCCAUCCCCGGCCCCUCCCGGCGCGCCCCCCGCGCCUCCCCGCCCGCAGGAAGGCGACCGGGGCUCGGGAUGGCUCGCGCCGGGCUCUGCGCGCUGCUGGCCGCCGUCUGCAGCGGCUGCUGCUGGGCGCCCGGGGCCGCGCUGGCCGCGGCGGCCGGCGGCGACGUGGACGCGUCCAAGGAGCUCGAGUGCAAAGUGAAGAGCAUCACCGUGUCGGCGCUGCCGUUCCUGCGCGAGAACGACCUGAGCAUCAUGCACAGCCCGUCGGCCGCCGAGCCCAAGCUGCUCUUCUCCGUGCGCAACGACUUCCCCGGCGAGAUGGUGGUGGUGGACGACCUGGAGAACACCGAGUUGCCCUUCUUCGUGCUCGAGAUCUCGGGCAACACCGAGGACAUCCCCUUGGUGCGCUGGAGGCAGCAGUGGCUGGAGAACGGGACACUGCUGUUCCACAUCCACCACCAGGACGGGGCCCCCAGCCUCCCCGGCCAGGACCCCACGGAGGAGCCCCAGCACGAGUCUGCGGAGGAGGAGCUGCGGAUUCUGCACAUCUCCGUCAUGGGCGGCAUGAUCGCUCUGCUGCUGUCCAUCCUGUGCCUGGUGAUGAUUCUCUACACGCGGCGCCGCUGGUGCAAGCGCCGCCGGGUGCCCCAGCCCCAGAAGAGCGCCAGCGCCGAGGCGGCCAACGAGAUCCACUACAUCCCGUCGGUGCUGAUUGGCGGGCACGGCCGCGAGAGCCUGCGCAAUGCGCGCGUGCAGGGCCACAACUCCAGCGGCACGCUGAGCAUCCGGGAGACGCCCAUCCUGGACGGGUACGAGUACGACAUCACCGACCUGCGCCACCACCUGCAGCGGGAGUGCAUGAACGGAGGGGAGGACUUCGCCAGCCAGGUCACGCGCACCCUCGACUCCCUGCAGGGCUGCAACGAGAAGACGGGCAUGGACUUGACUCCAGGAAGUGACAACGCCAAGCUGUCGCUGAUGAACAAGUAUAAAGAUAAUAUCAUCGCCACCAGCCCCGUGGACUCCAGCCACCAGCAGGCCACGCUCCUGUCCCAUACCUCCACCACCCAAAGAAAGCGAAUCAACAAUAAAGCGAGAGCUGGUUCCGCCUUCCUGAACCCCGAAGGGGAUUCCGGCCCCGAGGCAGAGAAUGACCCGCAGCUGACCUUUUACACCGACCCCUCUCGGAGCCGAAGGCGCAGUCGAGUUGGCUCCCCCCGCAGCCCCGUAAACAAGACCACCUUGACGCUCAUCAGUGUCACCAGCUGUGUCAUCGGCCUCGUAUGCGCGUCCCAUGUCAGCUGUCCGCUCGUGGUGAAAAUCACCCUGCACGUCCCCGAGCACCUGAUCGCCGACGGCAGCCGCUUCAUCUUGCUCGAGGGGAGUCAGCUGGACGCCAGCGAUUGGCUGAACCCGGCGCAGGUGGUCUUGUUCUCUCAGCAGAACUCCAGCGGGCCCUGGGCCAUGGACCUGUGUGCCCGGCGCCUCCUGGACCCCUGUGAACACCAGUGUGACCCCGAAACCGGCGAGUGUCUGUGUUACGAAGGUUACAUGAAGGACCCAGUUCACAAGCACCUCUGCAUUCGGAACGAAUGGGGUGCCAACCAGGGGCCCUGGCCCUACACGAUAUUUCAGCGCGGUUUUGACCUGGUAUUGGGAGAACAACCUUCCGAUAAAAUAUUCAGGUUCACGUACACUCUGGGCGAGGGCAUGUGGCUGCCUCUCAGUAAGAGCUUCGUGAUCCCCCCCGCGGAGCUGGCCAUCAACCCCUCGGCCAAGUGCAAGACGGACAUGACCGUGAUGGAGGACUCGGUGGAGGUCCGGGAGGAGCUGAUGGCCUCGUCGUCCUUCGACAGCCUGGAGGUGCUGCUGGACUCCUUCGGGCCUGUGCGCGACUGCAGCAAGGAGAACGGCGGCUGCAGGAAGAACUUCCGCUGCAUCUCCGACCGCAAGCUGGACUCCACGGGCUGCGUGUGCCCCUCCGGACUCAGCCCCAUGAAGGACAGCUCUGGCUGCUAUGACCGCCACAUUGGGGUGGAUUGUUCUGAUGGCUUCAACGGCGGCUGCGAGCAACUCUGUCUCCAGCAGAUGGCGCCCUUCCAGGACGACCCCGCCCUGUACAACAUCCUUAUGUUCUGCGGGUGCAUCGAGGAUUACAAGCUGGCGGUGGACGGGCGCUCCUGCCAGCUCAUCACGGAGGCCUGCCCGGAAGGGGGGGACUGUGGCGAGAGCCGGGAGCUCCCCAUGAACCAGACGCUCUUUGGGGAGAUGUUCUUUGGUUACAACAACCAGUCCAGGGAGGUGGCUGCGGGCCAGGUGCUCAGAGGAACGUUCAGGCAAAACAACUUUGCUCGAGGGAUAGACCAGCAGCUGCCUGACGGCCUCGUAGUAGCCACGGUCCCCCUGGAGAACCAGUGCCUGGAGGAGAUCUCCGAGCCCACCCCGGACCCCGACUUCCUGACAGCAAUUACGGAUCCCAGCGCCACAGCCCCGCCCACCCCACCCCCGCCUUUCUGCCUCCCUCACGUUCUCUCCAUGUCCCUCCCGGCAGGCAACUCCCCAUCGGACGAGUCGGAGGAGCGGGAGAGGGACCCCAAGGUGCUGACAUUCCCUGAGUACAUCGCCAGCCUCUCCGAGUCGGGGACCAAGCGCAUGGCAGCCGGCGUGCGCCUGGAGUGCCGGAGCAAAGGCCGGUGCCCCUCCUCCUGCCCCCUGUGCCACGUGCCAGCCAGCUCAGACACGCCUGCUGAGCCGGUUCUGUUGGAGGUCACCAGAGCAGCCCCCAUCUACGAGCUGGUGACCAACAACCAGACUCAGAGGCUCUUGCAGGAGGCCACCAUGAGCUCUCUGUGGUGCUCGGGGACCGGUGACGUGAUCGAAGACUGGUGCCGAUGUGACUCCACGGCCUUCGGAGCCGACGGGCUCCCCACCUGUGCACCCCUGCCCCAGCCCGUGCUCAGGCUGUCCACGGUCCACGAGCCCAGCAGCACCCUGGUGGUCCUGCAGUGGGUCCACUCGGAACCUCUCAUUGGGGUGCACAUCGUCGAUUACCUCAUCCGCCAGGAGAAGGUCACGGAUAGGAUGGAUCACUCCAAGGUGGAGACAGAAACGGUGCUGAGCUUCGUGGACGAUAUAAUUUCCGGUGCCAAGUCACCCUGUGCCAUGCCUGCCCAGGUGCCAGACAAGCAGCUCAGCACCAUCUCCCUCAUCAUCCGGUGCUUGGAGCCCGACACGCUUUACAUGUUCACCCUGUGGGGUGUGGACAACACGGGCCGCCGCUCCAGGCCCAGUGACGUCAUUGUGAAGACCCCCUGCCCCGUGGUGGAUGACGUCAAAGCCCAAGAGAUCGCAGACAAGAUUUACAACCUUUUCAAUGGCUACACCAGCGGGAAGGAGCAGCAGACGGCGUACAACACCCUCCUGGACCUGGGCUCCCCCACCCUGCACCGGGUCCUCUACCACUACAACCAGCACUACGAGAGCUUCGGGGAGUUCACCUGGCGAUGCGAGGAUGAGCUGGGCCCCAGGAAAGCCGGCCUCAUCCUGGCCCAGCUCGGGGACCUGAGCAGCUGGUGCCACGGGCUUCUGCAGGAGCCCAAGAUCAGCCUGCGCCGCAGUGGCCUCAAGUACCUAGGCUGCCGCUACAGCGAGAUCAAGCCCUACGGCCUGGACUGGUCCGAACUCAGCCGGGACCUCAGGAAGACGUGCGAGGAGCAGAGUCUCAGCGUCCCCUACAACGAGUACGGGGACAACAAGGACAUCUAGACAUCUAGCGCUGCCCGCCGCCGCGGUGGCCAGCAGCAGCGCCCCAGGGGGUGGGCGCGGGCGGGGGCUCCGGACUCACUCGCGGGACAGAGGGCAGGGGGCGCUCGGACCCCCGCCAGCCCCCCUCCCCAUGAGGUUAACCUGCAGCCACUUUACAUGACACCCCAGUGUCACGGGGGGCUCCUGCCGGGCUCGCUACAGCACUGUUUCCUCCCCCCCCCUUCCCCACCAGCCCUCAUUAAGACGUUCAUUGUCAUGCUCAAGUGUCUGUCGUGGCCCGAACCCCCAAGUUCAUGCACCGUGCACCAUGCACGUGCACGGUGGCGCCUGAUUAGAACCCGCGCUCGGAGCCGGUGCCUGCAGGGAAAGCCGAGGAGGAGCCGGGGGCCCCCAACCCCGUGUGCACCUCAUGGUCCCUCCGCCCUUCUGAUCACUCUCACCCCUGGCGGGGGAACCCAGCCUACCCUUGGGUGGCCGGGGACCCUGCCCCACCCAGCAUCGCUGAAACGGGUCGAACCCUCCUGAUGGGUUCUGUUCUCCUGGGACACUCUGGACCGUGCUCCGCCGGAGAUGGGGCCACGGGAACAUUCUGGAAAGGGAUCGAGUGAUUUGGGGCCCCAGGUGGAGGGCGGGUUUGGGUUCUGUGGGCCCCACAUGCUUACCUGUGCACAGGGCGCGUGGCCAAAUGCCCCCUUUGCCCUGUGUGGGGGUCAGCUCCUCCUACCUUGUUGUUUUGACCCCUACCCCUACCCCCUCCCCCACCCACUCAGCGCCUUGUGAAACUCACUUGAUUUUGCGUCUGGUUUUGCAAAUCCCUUCUCAGGAAGUGGCCCUGGGGCCGGAAGGAGCAACGAUUCUAAGCACAGGAGGGUUCUUCGGCCACCCUCCCUGUCCCUGGUGCUCUUACCAAAUGAAAGGGGACAGUCACUGUCACUCCUCUUCCUCGCUCCUGUUCUCCCACUGCCACGACCCUCGCCUCGUUCUCUGUCGCCGACCGGCCCUGCUGCCUCCUCCACAAAGCUCUCCACCCCCGGGGGUGCACCAUGCACAGCUUCACAUGCAUGUUCUUGCACAUGCAUGCACACGCCAUGCAUUGCGUCCAUCAUAACAUAGCAGGCAUACCACACACUAAAAAGGUGGCGCAUGCACACACUCCAUACGGCGGCCUUCCUGUGUAUAGUACACAUGCAGUAUGCAUGGCAAAAUACAUACCCCGCACAAAGCAUGCAAACUGCACAUACUACAUGGCACCCUGCCUCCAGAUACACAACAUUCUCCUUUCAUGAUGACACAUGCAAAAUACACGUAUGCCCAGUACACACAGCCACAAAUUCCAAACACUACACAUGCAUGAUACAUGCUACAUUGCACCAUACACGCUGGACUUACACAUACUGUAUACACCCAGGUGUGAUACAUAUGUUGUGCUCUCCAUACAAGCUACGCAUGCACAUGUGAUGUCUACACCCUUACAUUAUUCAUUCAUGCCUUAUGUACAAUACACAUAUCACAUACUAUGCAUACUGUGUACACUCUACAUGUGUGAUGCACACUACAUACACUCUACAUGCAUGACAUACAUGAAUGCUGUAAACACUCCAUAUUCUCCAUGCAUACUACAUGCACUAUACGCAUAUAUACACUUUGUGUACUGUGUAUACUCUACAUGUGUGAUAUACUCUACAUAAACUCUACAGCAUAACAUACAUACAUAGAGGCUGUAAACUCUCCAUAUUAUCCAUGCAUGCUCCAUGCUCUAUACACAUACAGUGCACACUAUGUACACUCUACAGGCAUAACAUAUAAAUGCUGUACGCACUCAUAUUAUUCAUGCAAACUACACGCCCCUAUAUAUACUUUAUACACAUUACAUGUGAAACAAGAUAUGUGCAGUCUACAUACAUGCUAUAGACAGCACAUGCUUGUAUACACCCCAAAAUAAACAUGUAUGACAGGCACCACAUUCACCACAUUCCUAUGACACUGCAGACACGUGCUGCCCACAUGCUCUACAUGCAUGAUUCAUGCACAUGCUCCCAUGCGCCCCCACCUCAAGUGCAGGGUCCACUUCCGGGUCAAGACCCACAAGACAGGGGCUGGACGUGGCCUCAGGACCCCCCAGAACACACCGGGAGCCAUCCUGAGGGAGGGGCGCCCCUGAGCAGUACUGCACCCCGAGUUUCCAAGCUGCCACACAGUCCUGCAAUGACCUUCCUCCCCCGGCACCACCAAACCGGCUGGGAUUGCCCCGGAGCACUCAGCUUCUCGGGGUUCUGGGAACUGUGCCGGAGCAGAGCCAAGCCCGCAGUUUCCAGGAACCCCCCGCCCAGUUCCUGUGGAGACCCAGAGGCCCCCUCACCGAGCCCCUCCACGGCGGGGCCCAGGCUGUGUGGCCCCCUGAGAACUCACCCCUAUGCCAAUCUCCAACCGGGUAACCGACUCCGUAAUAAACACAGUGACCCCGGGCCCUGCGGGUCGGACUAUAUGGCGGUACCCAAGGUGACCGGCGACAACCCUCGGGCACCCAGAGACUUGAGCACCCAUCACCCCAACCAGCCCGCAGCCCUGAAGGGCGACGGAGUCUCCCCCUUGGGGCCACGUCCUGCCACUCUGGGGGCACCGGCUGAUGCAGGGGUUGAGGUGGCAGUAGGGAGGCAGGGGGUCUCCUGUGAUUGAACCAGGGUGCGCUUACCUGGACAGGGGCAGUGCCAGAGAGCUCGGGGUGCCCAGUGGGUGAGCGCGGCCCUCCGGGAACCACGUCCAGGGUCAUGUCCACUGACUUAACGUGCGGCGUCCGCCAAGCCUCCUGUGGCUUCCUCCCCCCCCCCUCCCCCGCCCCCAGCAGCCAGACCCCUCUGGAUGGGUCUCUCUGAGCCAGAAAUUCUGCCCCUGGGUCCCGGACAGUGUCCACGGGCUGAAGACAGGCACGGCGGAGUCUGGGUUCCCCACUCAGCACCGCAUGGGCCCCUCGGAUUUGCGCCUGCUGGGAGCAAAUCCCAAACAACGAAGCCUGGAGUAGCCCCCGGGCAUGGUGACCAUGUGCCCAGGAUGGACAAACGCUCUCCCGCUCUGAGUCUGAGACCAAUAAAUGAGCACCGUAUCCUGCG
Messenger RNA from Sorex araneus (European shrew), 7177 nucleotides. RefSeq names its product astrotactin 1 (gene ASTN1). Gene Ontology annotation, molecular function: protein binding. Lineage: Eukaryota; Metazoa; Chordata; Mammalia; Eulipotyphla; Soricidae. Gene Ontology annotation, biological process: neuron migration; neuron cell-cell adhesion. The coding region runs from base 375 to 4070 and encodes 1231 amino acids. The transcript is spliced from 22 exons. The record is from RefSeq and is a predicted model, not a curated record.